Panonychus citri (citrus red mite) is the source of this 5600-nucleotide messenger RNA. RefSeq names its product folylpolyglutamate synthase, mitochondrial-like. Gene Ontology annotation, molecular function: tetrahydrofolylpolyglutamate synthase activity; ATP binding. Lineage: Eukaryota; Metazoa; Arthropoda; Arachnida; Trombidiformes; Tetranychidae. The record is from RefSeq and is a predicted model, not a curated record. Gene Ontology annotation, biological process: tetrahydrofolylpolyglutamate biosynthetic process. The transcript has 3 exons. Gene Ontology annotation, cellular component: cytosol; cytoplasm; mitochondrion. The coding region runs from base 1538 to 3244 and encodes 568 amino acids.
UCGAUCCGAGUUGUUAAUCUACUCGAAAAAGGAAAAAGUUAGAAAGCCUUAACCAAAGAUUAACUUUAGCUUGAGGCUAUUCCAAUGGGCACUGGUCAGUUUUGGAAAAAAGGAACAACAAUUAACUACUGGAAAUUAAUCAAGAGCCAAGAAAAAAGGAAAUUAAACCAAUUCCAACAAUGCAAAGUUAAUUUUCCAGAUCAAUCGGAUGGUCGUUGGUCAACAAAUGAACCAAUGGAUUAAGAAAUCAGUUCAUUUUUGAAUGUUAAUCUCUUGAUCGAUUGUGCCCUUGGAGAUCUACCGAUUGAUUCAUGGUGAAACUCAGAUCACGCGGAUAAAAUAGUUUCCUCUUACCGCUAGAGGCGAUUUUUGGACUUGAUAAUAUUUAUAUGAGCAGGUCGAUGUCAAUUGGCCAUUCGAGGAUUGAAUAAGUCAAUCCAAUGGUCCAAGUUUUAUGUUUAUUGUCAACUGGACUUGGACAAUUACAAACCUUUGAUUAUAACGGUUAGUCAUUCAUUCAAUUUCAUUGGAAGUGUCCUUGAUUAGAAUCAGUAAAAUUUGAAGGACAUUCAACAAUCAGUCUAUUAUUAUCGUCCUGAUGGUCAACAAUGAUUGAUGUUCAUGACUAUUGAUAGAAAAAUCAUCCAACGAUCACAUUAUCAGUCGAGAUUAAUUGAUCUUAAUCCAAUUCCAUCUAACAGUAAUUAAAAUGUGAAAUAAACUGAACACAGAUCAAUGUAACAUUGAAAUCCAUAAUUGCAACUUCUACCUAAUUAAGGCAGAAAUUCAUCAAAUCAAAUGUUCAAUCAACUAAUCGAAUCCCCAAAACUGGUAAAUAAAAAAUUGGCGCGCAAACAAUUAGCUCAUCCAAGAGGUCAACUGAAUUCUGAACUGUGGAAAUCCAAAUUUGAAAAGGCAAUUUAUCAGGUUACUAAUCAAUCAAAUUAAAAAUCGAAUCCAAGAUGAACACAUAACAAUCAAUACGAAUCGAAAUCGAGUUAACCAAAACUUCAUUUUCUCUGCAAAUAAAAGUCUAUUUUCACUGAAUCUUCUCUAAGUUUAGAUCAACAUCUGAGAUUCUUUGUUAUUGUUUAGAAUGUAAACUUUAGACAUUUAAUUGUUUUCUUUUUGUUUAAUUUUCGUUCAUUAAAUUGUCAUUGAUUUAAUUGUCUACAAAUGAUUUCCUGGUUUAACACUCGAACCAUAACCUUGUUCCAACAAUUAUAAUGAUUAUGUUACCUUGUAAGAGGAACGGUAAGUUUACCGGUAGAGAGUAAUGAUCAGUUUUAUGGAUUAACUAAUUGGAUUGUUUUCCAAAUUGAUUCUAAUUAACUGAUGAUUAAAUCAAUAGAAUAUCAAAAAUAUUAAAUCAUCCAUGAUAAUCUUCACUCUUUAAUCCAUUGGUCUUUAAGAUUAUGUCUUUUUCCCUUUUGGAUCCGAGACUCUGAUUGUUUCAACCUUUCCGAUUAUCUCUCCACCUAUUGAUUGUUAAUCUAUCGUUUAAUCAUUGAUUAAACUAAUCACUUUCUCUGUGACCAUGUGCUGGUUAACUAAUCCAGUUAAAUAUUCACAUUGCUCUUGGAGAUCAUCACAUUUAACUUACUCUUCAAUCAGAACAAUUUACGGACAAUCAAUGGACUCCAAGAACAGUGUUGUUGCUGUUAAUCAAGCAAAGGAACAAUUAACCAAUGGUGAUAUGAAUGGAUUAAAGAUUCCCAAUGGAUUAAGAAAGUCUCAUAAAUCUUAUUCGGAAACUUUGAUUAGACUCAUGGAGUUUGAUAAUAACACCAGUGUUUUAAAGCGAGUUAAUCCAAAGAAUAUCAAAGAAUCAAGUAAUAAGCUUAACCUGUUAAUCCAGUUAUUGGAUAAGAUUAACAUUAAAUUGGAUCAUCUAAAUAAACUUAAUGUAAUUCAUAUCGCUGGUACCAAAGGUAAAGGGUCAACUUGUGCUUACGUUGAAAGGAUAUUAAGGGAAAGAGGUUAUAAAACUGGACUUUACACUUCACCUCAUCUUGUUUCGGUUCGUGAUCGUAUCAGAAUAUCUGGUCAGCCGAUUUCAAUGGAAUCAUUUGUGGACUAUUUCUGGUCAGUUGAACCAAAGAUCGCUGGACAUGACGAGAAACCCGGUUUCUUUAUGUUCCUAACCUUGUUGAGUUUUCACAUUUUCCUGGAGGAAAAAGUUGAUGUAACCAUUUUGGAAACUGGUAUUGGUGGGGAAUUUGAUUGUACCAAUAUUGUUCCCGCUCCGAUUGUUACUGGAAUCACAUCUCUUGGUAUUGACCACACAACCGUUCUUGGUGAUACAUUGGAAUCUAUUGCUUGGCAUAAAGCGGGUAUUCUUAAGCCCAAUGUUACAUGUUUCUCAUCACCCCAACCCGAAUCAGCGAUAAAAGUUAUCCAAGAUCGAGCGAGGGAAAAAAAUUGUCCACUUUUUGUUUGUCCGACACUAGAUGAGUACCAGAAAUUGACCCCAGGCCAAAUUUCACUUGGAAUUGAUGGUCAAGCUCAGAAAACAAAUGCAUCUCUUGCGUUAAAAUUGUCUCGAUAUUGGCAUGAUAACCAUAAGGUCAAAUUUUCUCCGUCCAAUGGCUUAUGUGAAGUUUCAUCAAAUGAUGGAAAUAGUUUCCCGUUGACCUCAGAGGAGAUUCAUGGGCUCGAAGAUACUACUUGGCCUGGUCGAUGUCAAUUGGUCACUCGAGGAUCGAUUAAAUAUUUUCUCGAUGGCGCUCAUACUGUCGAGAGUUUAGACAAUUGUCUUGAAUGGUACAAUCGAAAAUCUCGAGAAAUAAGACAAUCCGAUGGUCCAAUAGUUCGAGUUUUAUGCUUCUUCUCAGCUGGACUUCGACAAUUUGAACCUUUAAUUCAACGAGUGGCUCAUGAGAAAUUUGAUUUUGCACUUUUUCCCUCCAAUCAUAUUGAUCAACCUGAAAAAUAUCCCGAAAUCAUGACUGAUUCAAGAUACGGAAUCGAAGACAUAACUGAUCGUAUAACUAAAACUCGACUCCUUUGGCAAUCAAUUCAACGGGAAAAUGGACGAGAUUCAGUUAAUUGUAAACAAUUUACAAGUUUAUCAAAAACUUUAAACUAUUUGGAAACCACAUUAUCAUCACAAUUAUCUGAUAAACAAUUAACUGAUUCACUUGAUGAUUGUAAACUUCACGUUCUAGUCACUGGAAGUUUAGUUUUCGUUGGCAAUGUUUUAACCUUAAUUGAUGAUUCUAACAAAUCAUAUUUAAAUGGUUAACAAAAGCAACAAUUUAAUCAACCCUUUAUCAUUUAUCGUUUAAUUGUUAAUCGUUAAAACUAAUCAGACACAAAAAUGGAUCCAUUUGCAUCAACACAAUUUCCUCAUCAACAUUUACAAAAAGAGACAAUUUUUUUUUGUUCAUCAAUCAAAUUAAUCUGAUUCAUGGUAAUCAAUGAGCAAAUUGAUUGUGAUGAAUUAAUAUGAUGUAAAUUGUCAUCUAAUCACUGGCUCAUGAUCAAAGAUCACCAUUGAUGAUCAGUUAAUUAUCUAAUGGUACAAAAUUACAGCAAAACUGAAACACCCAAUUGAUUGGCAAAUUAAUUUAAAUUAAUUUAAUUCUGUUUCAUAUUCAAAUGUUAACUUGUUGAUUCUCAUGGAUUCCAUGAAAUUAAUUUCCUUAAGUUUAUUUAAUUAUAUUUCUGCUUUAAUUAGACAUCUUUUUGAGAAGACAAUUAACCAUUAUGGUGGAUCAACAAUCAACCGCAACAAUUUAACUUCAAUUGGACCAUUAAUUAUACCAACCAUUGAUUCCUGUCCAAUUGUUGGCUACCAUUUGGAUAAUUGUUUCAAUUAUGGUUACAAUUUAUGGACCUCAAGUGAUUCCCUAAUUAAAAAGAUUGUUGCUCAUCAAUUAUACUUUUUAAUUGUUUAUUACCAAUAAUUGAAUCAAAUUGUGAUGAAAAUGUUUACUCUAGAUUCUUGAUUACAUCUACUAAUUACUCCGAUCAUGUUAAACAAUUAACUCCAUGUCCAGAGAUUUAUCCCUUAAAUUGUGAAAUUACUUUACCCUUUUAUUGGAUUUUAGCGAUUGGUUUAUUAAUUGUUACACUAAUUGUAAUCAUCAUCGUAAUUACUUGUUGCCUUAUUGGUGCCAAAAGGAAACAAUCAGAAUCUAAUCAACAAUCAGUACGAAAUUCAUUUCACGAAAGAUCAAACUCUUUCUACAUAUUAACAUUUGUUUAAACACAAUAUCCAAAUGAUUUGUAAAUCUAAUUGUUAAUUGUGUUUACUUGAACAAUUAAUAUUGAAACAAUUCAACUUGAACAUAUUUCCAGAUACUUGGUAUCAAGUAUCAAUAUCGUUUCCACUGUAAAUAUAACAUUGUAAUAGCGAUACCGAUAUAGAGUCUCAAGUAUCUUUUUGUAAACUUUCAUUGAGACAAUUUAACAAUUGUUCAACUCAAUUCAUUAUUGAUUAUGUGACAAUUAAUUAAUCUAUUUAUUGUUGAUGACAUUUUCACUUAUGAAGAGUUGUUUGUUCACCUUUGUUUAGUUAAGAAUUACAAAAAAAAAUUAGAUCACAAUAAAUUGGAAUCAAUUGUUUAUCAACAAUUAAUUGUCUCUCUCUCUCUAUUUUAAUUCAAAUUUAUUAAUAGAAAAAGAGGAAAUUAAUUUAAUUGUUGAGGUAAAUUGUGAGAAUUAAAUUUUCUAAUCAACCGCUGAUGUCUAUGUUUACGCUGAGUGAUUAGUUGAUUACGAUAAUUGUCAAUAGAAACAAGAUAAUCGUUCAUCUGUUGAUCUAAUUAAUUGUGUUUAUUAUGAAGGAAAAAUUUUUCUUUCCAAUGGAAAAUUAAAUUGUAACAAUUAAAUUAUAAUCUUCUUUUAUAUGUUUCAAUUUUUCCUUGGAUCAACAAUCAAAUAUGUUAAUUGUUCACUUUAUCUGGUUAUCAUUAUUAUCACCUUGGAGUUUAAUUGUUGCCCAGCAGAUUGAUUUCUAUGAAUGGUCCCAGUUAAUUGAUGAAAAUUUGAUCGAUGAUUUUUAUCAUUAUAUUAACAAAUUUCGCGUUGAAAUGACCCCCGCUUGUGCCUCGAAAAUGUUACAACGACACGAGUACGCUAAUUGUUACUAUUCAGCGGUUGACCGAUGGCGAUCCAAGAGUAACUUGGACAAACUGGCCUGUUGUUUUAUCCUCGAUUAUGAAUAUUGUAUGUUAAAUCUGAUUCGCUCUGAGUGUGGCCGUUACGAGGAGACCAAGUACCGAACCUCGGACGGUUAUGUUGCCGCUAAGCGACACAUAAUGUCCAUUUUUAAUUGUCUCCGUCGGUACGAUGACAUCGACGAUUGUCGAUUACCAACUUGGGCCAUUAUAUUGAUCUCAAUUUCGUCGAUAAUUGUUUUCGUAAUUAUCUUAAUCAUCUUAAAGUGUCGCUACAAUAUGAGACAACGAAAAGCAUUGAAACAAUUAAACUACCGUAAUGUUGCCUUACAAUUACAGCGACAACAAUUAAAAUAAUAAUAUGUAACAAUUUAAAUUGUCAAAUUGUCUUUGCCAAUUUUAACAUUCAUGACAAUUGAAUUAAUCAUUUUCGAUAAUUGUAAAUAAUAAACAACAUUUUCUAUUAUUAUAACUAUU